This is a messenger RNA of Scleropages formosus (Asian bonytongue), 897 nucleotides long. RefSeq names its product neoverrucotoxin subunit beta-like. NCBI's taxonomy places the organism in Eukaryota, Metazoa, Chordata, Actinopteri, Osteoglossiformes, Osteoglossidae. The transcript is spliced from 4 exons. The record is from RefSeq and is a predicted model, not a curated record. Gene Ontology annotation, molecular function: protein binding. The annotation marks the transcript as partial.
UGUGAAGCUCUGGCCUCAGUUCUCAUCUCAAACUCUUCACACCUGAGAGAGUUAGACCUGAGAGACAAUGACCUGCAGGAUUCAGGAGUGAAGAUACUCUCUGCUGGACUGAGGAACAAACACUGUAACCUGGACACACUGAGACAGUCUAACUGUGGUAUCAGAGAGGAAUGCUGUGCUUCUCUGACUUCAGCUCUGCUUUCGAACCCCUGUUCACACCUGAGAGAACUGGAUCUGAGCUACAAUCACCCAGGAGACUCAGGAGUGAAAUUGCUCUCUGAUCCACUGGAGAAUCCACACUGUAAACUGGAGACAGUGCAUGUGGAUCAUGGUGGACAAUGCAAGAUCAGACCAGGACCAAGGAAAUACUUCUGCCAGCUCACACUGGACCCCAACACAGCAAACACACACCUGUACCUGUCUGAGGACAACAGGAUGGUGGCAUGGAGUGGAAAGGAACAGAAACAUCCUGAUCAUCCAGACAGAUUUGACUGUUUUAGACAAGUUGUGUGUGUAGAGAGUGUGUCUGGUCGCUGUUACUGGGAAGUUCAGUGGACUGGAAAUGGGGCUGAAAUAGGAGUGACUUAUAAAGGAAUCGGGAGGAAAGGAGGCAGUGAUGACUGUCGGCUUCGAAACAAUAAUAAGUCCUGGGUUCUGUUCUGUACUGAGAAGAGUUAUUACGUCAGUCACAACAACAUACACUCUGCCACAGCUGUACCCCCCUCAUGCAGAGUAGGAGUGUAUGUGGACUGUAUGUCCGGCGCUCUGUCCUCCUACAGUGUCUUCUCUGGUGAACUGACCCUCCUGUACAGGUUCACCUCCACAUUCACUGAGCCCCUCUGUCCUGCAUUUUGGGUUUAUAGUUAUUCCUCAGUGUCCCUGUGUAAACUGGAAUAG